This is a messenger RNA of Harpia harpyja (harpy eagle), 1775 nucleotides long. It is a transcript of the gene TMEM74B, whose product is annotated as transmembrane protein 74B. NCBI's taxonomy places the organism in Eukaryota, Metazoa, Chordata, Aves, Accipitriformes, Accipitridae. The coding region runs from base 123 to 614 and encodes 163 amino acids. The record is from RefSeq and is a predicted model, not a curated record. The transcript has 2 exons.
UGUGCACCGGCGGGGCCGGCAGCUCGGGGCACCCACCGCCCGCCCCGCCCGCCGCCGCGGCUGCACCGGCACCGGCCCCGGCCCGGGGAACCGGGGACGCGGCGGGGGCCGGCGGCGGCUCCAUGGCGUCCCCGCGGGCGGCGGAGCUGCGGAGCCCGGGCGAGGCGGCGGCGGCAGCGGCGGCGGCGGCGGGCGGGGGCGGCCCGGCGGGUCCCGGUGCGGGCCCGGGGCUGGCGCUGGCGCUGGGUUGCGCGCUGAGCGGGGCGGCACUGGUGGUGCUGGCGGGGGCCGUGCCGCGGGCGGCGCGCCCCGACCCGGCGGUACCGGCGAGGCAGAUGGAGCGGUUGGAGGCGCGGGCGGCUCGGCUCCGCGCCCGCCUCGAUCGGUGCACCGUAGCCGGGCUGGCGUUGCUGGCCCUGGGCGGGCUACUGCUCGCCGCCCUGCUGCUGGCCGCCGCCGCCGCCCGUCGUCGCGCCCGGGCCGCCCGCCGCACCGGUGGUACCUACGGCUCGGUACGCCUGAGGAUGCGGAGGGUGUCGGCCGAGGGGACGCGGGCGCUGCUGGAGAACCAGCUCAGCCCCCCGUCCCAGCCCCCCGAGGGGCCGGGCUCCUAGCCCCGCACGCCCCCGGGGACCCCGGGCUGCCCUGGGGACCCCACGCCGUCGGCAGAAGCGGGGGUCCCCUCGCCGCGCCCCGACACCGAUGCCGUCCGCGGAGGCUUUGCCCGCCAGCCUUCGGCCACCUUCCUCGCCUUCCCGGACGCUUCACGGAUGGGGGUCCGUCCGGCAGCACUGGAGCGAUGCGGCUUUGGGAUGCCCCGCCGGACUGCACGGCUUCUGCCCAGGCUGUUCCCCACCACCGGCAUCACGGCAGCACAGCCUUCGGAUGCCCUGCUUGCCUCCCCGGCACCUUCCUGGAUGGGGUCCUGCCCGCCAGCAUCGGGGCAACGGCACCUUCAAGACACCCGUGGCAUUUCCGUGUCGCGGCCGGCCGCAGCCUCGGCUGGACGCAAGGCCGAGCUCCCCGCCGCAGCCGGCUCCUUCCCGGCAGCCAGGGCCUGGGGCCAGCUGCUCCUCUUUGGGAUGGAGCUUCUCAUUUUCUGCCAUUGGUGACUUUUUUUAGCAAUAGUUUCUUGUAAAACUCUGUGGCUUAGAGUUGGCACUUGCACCGCUCUGGGCAGAAGAGAAGGAGACAGCAAGCGUGACCACCGGCCGUGCAGCGGGGUCCAGCCCCCCGCUGCCCCCCAGCCCUUGCACCCCACCAGCCCCACUCCGGAGAGCGGGAUGAAGGCCGGACACACGCCCGCACAGUGCUGAGCAUCCCACUCCCACCAGCAACCCUGGAAUGGCCUCCUCAAAAAUCAUGGUGCUCUGUCCGGAGGAGAGAGGACAAUUCCCAAUGCCUCGAAAUGAUGUGGUUCUUCUGUUCCCAUGUUAGACAGGCAGCUCUGCCCGCCGGGGUGCCCGCGCACGAGCCUUUGUGCUGAUCGCAAGGGCCAUUGUCUGCGGCGUGAAGGUAAAAUUGCAUCUCGGGAAUUAAACAUGAAGCAUCAUUAAAGCACAAUGUUCUGUGGAAAGAAAAAUCGGUAUGAGCAGGAUGCUGAGAAAGGGAAAUAAUUAUCCCAUAGGAAAAUGCAGACCCACAAAAGGUGAUGUUUGUCAUGAACUGCCACCAGGUUUUAAUCCAUCCCAUAAAUUCCUCGCUUCAAAUGUUUCCAGGCAGAGACAAAUCUCGCCAGACAGCCCCACACAAGAGGAAAGUCAUUUUUACAUGCA